Molecule: messenger RNA, 3900 nt
Organism: Delphinapterus leucas (beluga whale)
Lineage: Eukaryota; Metazoa; Chordata; Mammalia; Artiodactyla; Monodontidae
Source: RefSeq, a predicted model, not a curated record
UCCUGCAGUGGGCAUCCUUCCUCUGCACUAGAGACACAACUGAGAAAAUGGAGGCGCAGGGCUCCACUGCCUCCUGGCUGGGUCUUAGUCAUCCUGGCUCCCCAGCCCCAGAGCCCCAAGCCUGCAAGGGGGAGCCAUUCUUACAUUCUUUCAACACAUAUUUAUUGAGUGCCUACUAUGUGGCAACCACUCUGCUAGGAGUGGGAGAUCCAGUGAGGAUUGAGACGCGCAGGAUCUUAGCACUCAUGUGGCUUCCUUUCUAGAGGCGUCCUCAGACCAUAUAUCCACAAAUGAAUUAAGAAACCAGAAAAUGACAGAUUGGGUUAGUGACUGUUAGGGUGGUCAAGAAGGGAAUCUGAAGAGGUAGCCAUAUGAGCUGAGAUGUGGGAAGGGCUGAAGUGUGGGAGUAGGGGCAUCCAGGAUGUGGCCAACUACAUGUGCAAAGGCCCUGGGGCAGGAAAGGGCUUGGUAAGGAGGCCAAUGGAAUAGGUGGUGAGAGAGCAAGAGAGAGGGGGUUCAAGAUGGAGUAGGGGAGAGAAGCAAGGCCAUAUCAUCCAGGACCUGUGAGCCACUCCUAAGGAUACUGCAGCCCCAUGCCCAGGAAGAGGCAGCCAUUUCUGUGAGAAGAGGGUAUUCCGUGGAGACUCUCAGCUAAGCUCCCUGAAGGAGGGACACUACAUGUUCUUGGAGUUGGUGAUUCCUGGGGAUGGGCAGAAAAGGAAGCCAGGGACCUGCAGUGUGGGUUAUGCUGGGGGCUCAGAUCACUGCAGACAAUUGAACAAUCAGGACAGCGCCAUGGGGGAUUCACAGGAGAAUGAAGAUAAGCUGGAGGAGUUUCUAGAGCAGAAGGAAUAUGAAGACCUUGGAUUCCCCACGCUCCAGGUGGAGGAAGCAGAAGCUCAGCUCACUGAGCCGACAGCCACAGACUACCACACCGCGUCGCGCCGCCCCCCAGACGUCCUCGAGGUCGUCGUGGAGCUGCGGGAACUGGUGAUGGAUGAAAAGAACCAGGAGCUACAAUGGAUGGAGACAGCGCGCUGGGUGCAGCUAGAGGAGAACCUGGGGAAGGGCGGGAUCUGGGGCCGCCCACACCUGUCUUACCUCACCUUCUGGAGCCUCUUGGAGCUGCAGAAAGCCUUUGCCAAGGGUACUGUCCUCCUGGACCUGCCAGAGAAAUCCCUGGCCGGGGUGGCCAGCCAGCUGCUGGACAGGUUUAUCUUCGAGGGGCAGAUCCAGCCUCAGGACCGAGAAAAUCUGUUCCGGGUCCUGCUGCUCAAACACAGCCACGCCAGAGAUGUGGAGGCCUUGGGGAGUGUGAAGCCUGCAGUCCUGACACGUUCUGGGGACCCUUCACAGCCUCUGCUCCCACAGCAUCCCUCGCUGGAGACAGAGGUCUUCUGUGAACAGGGAGAGGGGAGCGCGGAAGGGCACUCGUCAUCUGGAAUGCUGGGAAAGAGUCCCCAGGACCGGGAGGCCACCCUGGUGCUGGUGGGCUGUGCCAGGUUCCUGGAGCGGCCAGUGCUGGGGUUUGUGCGACUAAAGGAGCCUAUGGAGACGGAGCAGAAGCCACAGGAGCCAGAGGGGCCGGCAGUCCCUGUGCGCUUCCUCAUUGUGUUGCUGGGACCUGAGGCCCCCAACAUUGACUACACCCAGCUGGGCCGGGCUGCUGCCACCCUCAUGUCAGAGAGGGUGUUCCGCACUGACGCAUACUUGGCCCAGAACAAGGAGAUGCUGGUGCAUUCCUUAGAGGGCUUCCUAGACUGCAGUCUGGUGUUGCCGCCCACGGAUGCACCCCCUGAGGAUGCCCUGCUCAGUCUGGUGCCCGUGCAGAAAGAGCUGCUGAAAAGACGCUACCUGCCCAGCUCUGCCAAGCCAGAGCCCAGCUUCCUCAAGGGCCUAGAUUUGAAUGGGGGUCUAGAGGACACCCAGGAUGACCCUCUGCAGCGGACAGGCAGGCUCUUCGGGGGACUGGUACGUGACAUCCGGCGCCGCUACCCCCGCUACUUGAGUGACAUCACAGACGCAUUGAACCCCCAGGUCCUGUCUGCCAUCAUCUUCAUCUACUUUGCUGCCCUGUCACCCGCCAUCACCUUCGGUGGCCUCCUGGGAGAAAAGACCCAUAACCUGAUGGGUGUAUCGGAACUGCUUAUCUCCACCGCGGCGCAGGGCAUCCUCUUCUCCCUGCUGGGGGCUCAGCCCCUGCUCGUGGUGGGCUUCUCAGGACCCCUGCUCGUGUUUGAGGAAGCCUUCUUCUCGUUUUGCAAGAGUAACGGCCUGGAGUACAUCGUGGGCCGUGUGUGGAUUGGCUUCUGGCUCAUCCUGCUGGUGGUGCUGGUGGUGGCCUUCGAGGGCAGCUUCCUGGUCCGCUUCAUCUCCCGCUACACCCAGGAGAUCUUCUCCUUCCUCAUCUCCCUCAUCUUCAUCUAUGAGACCUUCUCCAAGCUGGUCACGAUCUUCCAGGACCACCCACUGCUGGAGAACUAUGACCACAAUGUGACAAGAAUACCCAAACCUCAGGCGCCCCUGCCCAACACAGCCCUCCUCUCUCUUGUGCUCAUGGCUGGCACCUUCUUGUUCGCCAUGAUGCUGCGCAAGUUCAAGAACAGCUCCUACUUCCCUGGCAAGCUGCGACGAGUCAUUGGGGACUUUGGGGUUCCCAUCUCUAUCCUGAUCAUGGUCAUGGUGGAUGCCCUCAUCCAGGACACCUACACCCAGAAACUCAGUGUACCUAAAGGGCUCACCGUAUCCAACACCUCGGCCCGAGGCUGGCUCAUCCACCCGCUGGGCUUAUAUAAGCCAUUUCCCAUCUGGAUGAUGUUUGCCUCCGCCCUGCCUGCCCUGCUGGUCUUCAUCCUCAUCUUCCUUGAGUCCCAGAUCACCACUCUGAUCAUCAGCAAACCGGAGCGCAAGGUGGCCAAGGGCUCUGGCUUCCACCUGGACCUGCUGCUGGUCAUGGGAAUGGGCGGGGUGGCCACCCUCUUUGGGAUGCCCUGGCUCAGUGCCACCACUGUGCGCUCUGUCACCCACGCCAAUGCCCUUACGGUCACGGGCAAGGCCAGCACCCCGGGGACUGCAGCCCAGAUUCAGGAAGUCAAGGAACAGCGGAUCAGCGGGCUCCUGGUCUCUGUGCUCGUGGGCCUGUCCAUCCUCAUGGGGCCCAUCCUGUCCCACAUCCCCUUGGCUGUGCUGUUUGGCAUCUUCCUCUACAUGGGGGUCACAUCCCUCAGUGGCAUCCAGCUUUUUGACCGCAUCUUGCUUCUGUUCAAGCCGCGCAAGUACCACCCAGAUGUGCCCUACGCCAAGCGGGUGAGAACCUGGCGAAUGCACUUGUUCACGGGCACUCAGAUCAUCUGCCUGGUAGUGCUGUGGGUGGUGAGAAGCAUCAAAACCAUCUCGCUGGCCCUGCCAUUCAUCCUCAUCCUCACGGUGCCCCUACGCCACUUCCUGCUGCCACUCAUCUUCCAGAACCUGGAGCUCCAGUGUCUGGAUGCUGACAAUGCCAAGCCGAACUUCGAUGAGGAGAACGGUCAGGAUGAAUACGAUGAGGUGGCCAUGCCUGUGUGAGGGGAGGGCCCAGGCCCCAGAGCCCCCUCCAUCAUUCCACUUCCCCACUCUCCCAGGAAAAGCAGAAGUUCAUGGGUACCCUAUGGACUCCCAGGUCCCUCCUGGGGCAGCAGUCGAGGCCCUGGGGCCACGGGUGGGGGAAGGAAAGGGUGUCUAGGAAACCUUGUAUGAAGGGUAGACUGGCUUUUCUGGAUAGAAAAGGCCAGUGGGGCCCACAGUAGGGGGAUUCGCUGUGCAGUCCCUCCUGUGGCCACACUGCCACCUGGGGGUCCCACCCUGGAAGACUUAGAUUCAAGCCCUACCUCCUCAUGACACAGACACGGGAAGUAAAGAGGA